AUGGGGCCCGAUCAGAUCGCGAUCCAAGGCUUCUGGGGGGACGGCUUCUUCCAGUCCGACCGUGACGUGGACAUCCUCGAAUUCUUCGACGCGGAGCUUGGCACCGAGUCCAUCUACGUACAAAUGCACAACGAACCCGAGAAGCUGCGCCCGCAGCUUGACGCCAACAACAAGCUCAUCAACAAGAUCGCUGAGGUUGCUAGUGGCGCCCGUGACAACAACGAGCACAUAGCCUUCUGGGGCCGCAAGCUCGUCAUUGUUAUCCUUGCCGCUGCCGCCAUGCAAUGCGGCGCCAAGUUGCCCGAGCCGCUCCGCCAGGCCGUUUACGACGCGCUGAAGAGCCGCUUGGGCAUGUACGAUCGCGCCAAAGAGCAGAUGCGCCGCGCCCUUGCUGUGUACGCCGACGGCACGCCGCUCAAAAUGGAGGGCAUGGGUCUGAUCGAUACGAUCCAUCUGCACAACUUGAUCCCCAUUAAGCGCCACCCCGACCAGAUCGGCGUCAAUUUCCCGAAUCCCGUAUUCUCUGCCAAGUACGAGACCGCUGAGGAUGAAGAAAUCUGUGCCAAGUGCUCGAAGAAGGAGGGGGUGAAGCUGAAGACGUGCGCGAAGUGCCUGAGGAUCAAAUACUGCAGCUCGGAGUGCCAGAGGGAGCAUUGGACUGAGCACAAGAAAGAGUGCAAGAAGGAUGGCUUGCCGCGCAAGGUCUCGCCGGUAAAUCUCCAGACGUACGGCGUUCGGCUCUCGAACAGCGACCCUUGCGGACUAGAGCCCUACGUCAUCAGCGAGCACUCGCCUCAGAGCCCAGCACCCAAGAAGGAAAAGUAA
This is a messenger RNA of Lasiodiplodia theobromae, 825 nucleotides long. RefSeq names its product MYND finger family protein. Lineage: Eukaryota; Fungi; Ascomycota; Dothideomycetes; Botryosphaeriales; Botryosphaeriaceae. The coding region runs from base 1 to 825 and encodes 274 amino acids. The transcript is spliced from 3 exons. Gene Ontology annotation, cellular component: nucleus. Gene Ontology annotation, biological process: regulation of transcription by RNA polymerase II. Gene Ontology annotation, molecular function: DNA-binding transcription factor activity, RNA polymerase II-specific. The record is from RefSeq and is a predicted model, not a curated record.